AUGAGCGAGACCUCCUGUCCUCAGAGAGUUUCCGCAGCCGUGAGCGAGACCACCUGUCCUCAGAGAGUCUCCGUAGCCAUGAGCGAGACCUCCUGUCCUCAGAGAGUCUCCGCAGCCAUGAGCAAGACCUCCUGUCCUCAGAGAGUCUCCGCAGCCGUGAGCAAGACCUCCUGUCCUCAGAGAGUCUCCGCAGCCGUGAGCGAGACCUCCUACAGUGAUGCAGGUGAGACAGAGACUUUAGAGUCCCGUGUGCACCGCUGCUGUCGAGGAAAACGCUGCUGA
This is a messenger RNA of Knipowitschia caucasica, 282 nucleotides long. The record is from the annotation of a GenBank genome assembly. NCBI's taxonomy places the organism in Eukaryota, Metazoa, Chordata, Actinopteri, Gobiiformes, Gobiidae.